AUGAAACUGUGGCUGCGGACCUCGGAAUUGGAACCACAGUCCUUUCCCAUACAGAAACCCCAAAUGUGGGCUUCUCCCUCCAACCUGUUCUUCUGGGGACCCUUUGCCCUUAGAGCUGUCACAGAUGACAUAAACCUUGGCAGGCUGUGGGGAGGCCGCUGCCUCCUAGCCUCACAGUCAGCUUUCUUAAGCCAGGUGUGGCCUGCACAGCUGUCAGGGCAGGGCUGGUCAUCCUCCCAGGCCUCCAGGGCAGUGUCUUGGAGUGGGAGGAUGGCCAGCCACAAGCCACCAGCUUGUCAGCACGGGAAGGGCAAGGGGGAAAUGGGUUCGCCUACCUCAUUUGACUCCAGCAAAUGGAGACAAUUCCUGACCCCUGCUUCGAUGGUGUUGACCCCACAGGAAUCAAGGAUCUUGAUGCCAAGUGUGGCAUCUCUACCUGAAGAGCUGCUUCUGUUAGACCCAGGGGCCCCGGCCUCUGUUUUAAGGGGGGAGGGCAUCUGCAACAAGAGUGGCACACGGCGAAGUGCUGGCAUGGCUCUACCUCCCAACCCCUCCCAACCCCAUCCCAAAGUCUACAGCCCUCUGCUCCUUCUACCUCCACUGUAUCCUGCAUCCCAGACCCUACAGAUUGUGUGAUUGCUUCAUCUGUAACACCCCCCUCCCCCCGAGUCCUGUGGACCUGCCUUCUGUGUAGAGCAAAACCCAGGCUCCCUCACAGCCAUUCUUUGCAGAGAGCAGCCUUGCAGUGAGCGUGAGUUCCUUGCAGGUGUGUGCAUGUACACUCACCCUCUGAAUUGCUGCUGCUGCCAAGGAAGUGGGCUCCAGGUGAAGGCCAGUGCCACUUCACUCUGGCUGGCCUUCUGAGUAGUUUCAUUUCUCCAGAAGCUGAGCCAGUCUCCUGGUCUAGCACAGGUUGCCAGAAUGCUUGGCGUUGCAGAGUGCUAGAGCCAGUGGAGAACUUGCCAACUUGAUUGUUAUACAGCAGAGGAAAGAGGAUCACAGAGGGAAAGUGAUUCACCCAAAGUCACACAGUGAGUUCAUGGCUGAGCUGAGACCAGGAUUAAGCUUCCUGACUCCCAGUUCACCAUGAAAAGGGUUCUGGCAACAGGUUCAAGCUGGAGAAUCCUUCAAAAUCCUACACCCACAUUCUCUCCAACUCUUCAUCUCCCUGAUCUUCCAGACAAACUACCUGGAUGUUGCCCUUAAACCAUUUCUAGCUGUUAACCCUGUCCAGAAAAAUGAUUGAGUGAUAGCUGAGAAGUGGAAAGUGUGGGAUUUUUGGCAGGUGCUCUCUUUCCUCCGCCCCCCGCACCAUUCUUUCUCUUCCUCCUCUCUGUAAUGGUAUGUCCAGCCUCACUCUCCCUCCCUGGUGCUGUAUGCGUUCCCCCUGUUAGCUACAUUUAUGAUCACAUACCCUUGUUUUAAGUGAAUUUUUUUUUCAUUUGAUUUGUCAAUAAACGAAUCAAACUGGA
Messenger RNA from Symphalangus syndactylus (siamang), 1472 nucleotides. RefSeq lists its product as uncharacterized. The record is from RefSeq and is a predicted model, not a curated record. Lineage: Eukaryota; Metazoa; Chordata; Mammalia; Primates; Hylobatidae.